Molecule: messenger RNA, 5491 nt
Organism: Musca vetustissima
Lineage: Eukaryota; Metazoa; Arthropoda; Insecta; Diptera; Muscidae
Gene: vkg
Product: collagen alpha-1(IV) chain
Exons: 9
Coding region: 1-5475 (1824 amino acids)
Cellular component (GO): basement membrane; collagen trimer
Molecular function (GO): extracellular matrix structural constituent
Source: RefSeq, a predicted model, not a curated record
AUGCUGCCAUUGCCCAGAGGCCUAUCGGGUCUCUUGGGUGGAAAUGCCGCCCCCAAGUGGCAUCGACAUCAACAGCUGAGGAACUCAGUGUUUUUCGUCAUGUGUCUAUUUUUGCUAAGUGGCCAAUUUGCAGAUGCAAAGGAUCAACAACAACAGCCGGACAGAAAUUGCGGUGGCUUAGCCUGUGACUGUAAAGGUCUAAAGGGACGUCCCGGUGAUAUUGGUCUAAUGGGUUUCCAGGGCUAUGAGGGUCCAGCAGGUGAUAUUGGUCCACCCGGACCACCAGGUCGUCCCGGUGAAUGGGGUGAUGCUGGCGAAUAUGGUGAACAAGGUGAAAAGGGACAUCGUGGUGAUGCUGGUGAACCUGGUCUACCCGGUGCUCCUGGUGUUCGCGGCCCCCCUGGCGAAGACGGUCCCGAUGGUCCACGCGGUAUUGACGGCUGUGCCGGUGCCCCCGGCAAACACGGUGACAACGGUGUGCCCGGCCGACACGGUGUUCGCGGUGAAGUCGGUAAACCCGGCCCACCGGGUCCCCAAGGUGAUGCCGGCGAGGGUGGCAUCAACUCCAAAGGUACCAAAGGUAGCCGUGGUGAUCGCGGUAUCGAUGGCUAUGACGGCCAACCUGGCUUCCCCGGCAUGAAAGGUUACAAGGGUGAUAUCGGCUUCCCCGGUGCUGACGGACCCAAGGGUGAAAUGGGUCCCAAAGGUUACAAGGGUGAAAUGGCCGAAGAUGCCGACAUCUUCCUACAGUUACAGGGUGAACAAGGUGAAAAGGGUGAACCCGGUGAAUCGAUACUCUUCCCAUUCGGAAAGGGUGGCAUGGCAAAGAAGGGCGUUCAAGGCGAUAAAGGUCCAAAGGGUUAUAAGGGCAUUAAAGGCGGCCAAGGUGAACAAGGUGAUCGCGGUCGUACUGGUUUUCCCGGUGCUCGUGGUGACCACGGUGAACCCGGUGAACGUGGAAAACCUGGUAAAAUUGGUGAAAUUGGCUUCCCCGGCGCCAAAGGUGUAAAGGGUGCCCCUGGUUAUAACGGUCGUGACGGUGAAGACGGUUUGAAGGGUGAACUCGGUGACGAAGGUUACGACGGCAUUCCCGGUGUUCAAGGUCCACCCGGUCCUCCCGGCAUAUACGAUCCCAAUUUGGAUGAAUCGCUGCCAGGCCCCGUUGGCCCUCAGGGUGACAUUGGUCCUCCUGGUGAUCCAGGUCUACCCGGUAUUCCCGGUAAACAAGGUCGUCGUGGUCCACGUGGUAACACAGGUCCCCCUGGUGACCCCGGUUAUGAUGGUCUGCCUGGUCGUCGUGGUGUUAGCAUUAAGGGUGACGAAGGUGAUUACGGAUUCAUGGGACCUCCAGGCCCCAUGGGCCAACCCGGUCGUGCUGGUCCCGUUGGUCGUCCCGGUGCACGUGGUGCUGAUGGUCGCAAUAUAGUCGGUCCAAAAGGCUAUUCAGGUCAACCCGGUAUCCCUGGUCUGCCAGGACAUCGUGGCGAUCGUGGUGAAAUUGGUUUCCCUGGUGUCAAGGGUAUGCCCGGUCUUGGUGUAAACAUUGUUGGUCCCCCUGGUGCUAGCGGUCCUCCGGGUGUACGUGGUCCUCCUGGUAUUGAUGGUUUGCCCGGUUAUCGUGGACAAACUGGUGACAAGGGUAUCCGUGGUGAUGACUGUGGUAUCUGCCCUGCAGGACCUAAAGGCAUCCGUGGUAUUCGUGGUGAUGAUGGUUUUCCCGGUAUUCAUGGCAUAACUGGCCCACACGGCUUGCCCGGCGAGAGAGGUCCUAAGGGUCAACAAGGCAAACCUGGUCACAUGGGCUUCAAGGGUCAACCUGGACCUGACGGCAUUCCCGGCGAAAGCGGUCGUCCUGGUUUGCCCGGUCCUCCAGGUGAGGUACUGACAACUGGCUCCCUACGCAGUUUACCCGGCGACAUGGGUGACGCCGGCGAACGUGGCAGACAGGGUGAAACUGGUGAAAGUGGUCAAGACGGCGCACCUGGCGCGAUCGGCCAAAAGGGUGAAAGAGGUAUUCGCGGUGAUUAUGGUGAUGCCGGCCGAGCUGGUAGAGAUGGUGCUCCCGGUAGACGUGGCAAGGAUGGUCGCCCUGGCCGUGAUGCCAGCACUCCCAAGAUAUACUUGAUUGGUGAAAAGGGUUACGAUGGUCGCAAGGGUCAAGCUGGUGAGCCAGGUGAUAUGGGUCCCAAGGGUGAAAAGGGUCAACCUCAUCCAGGUGAGAUAUUCGACAACAGAGGCGAACCAGGUGAUGUAGGUGAACCCGGUCCACGUGGUCCCAUGGGCCCGAAAGGUGAACGAGGUACUGGUGGUGAUCAUGGUGAACGUGGUGACAUCGGUCUGCCAGGCGAACAGAUUCAAGGUCCCGUUGGUGCCAAGGGUUAUCCCGGUGUUACCGGCGAAGUUGGUCUGCAUGGUGCUCACGGCAUGCCAGGUUUAGAUGGCGCUCCUGGUUACGACGGUAUUGCUGGUGUCAAAGGUGUUCGUGGUGAUCCUGGUCCAUAUAUUCUACCUGGUGAAAUGGGUCCCGAUGGUCCUGAAGGUCCAAAGGGUAUGUUUGGUGAUGUCGGCUUCAGAGGCAGACCCGGUCCCACCGGCAGGCCCGGUAUCAAGGGUGUACGAGGCGAAAAGGGCGAUACUGGCCCCGAUGGUCUCCAAGGUUUGCCUGGCAACAAAGGUAUUCGUGGUGAUACGCUGGUCGGUCUUCCGGGUCCUGCUGGUGAACCGGGUAUAAAUGGUCGUAUUGCCCCACAUGGUCGUAAGGGACAAAAGGGUGAAACAGGUGUACCCGGUGUCCAGGGCGUACAAGGUGCCAAGGGCGAUAUCGGUUUCCCCGGCAGACGUGGUCCUCAUGGUGACAGAGGUUUACCCGGUCUCCCAGGUGUGGUUGGUAUGCAAGGUUUGGUGGGUAUCCCUGGCGAACAAGGUGAACGUGGUGAGUUGGGCGAGGAUGGUCGUCAUGGUGAUAUGGGUCCAAGAGGUUCUGUCGGUUCAAUGGGUCCCAAAGGUCAAAUGGGUGAUGUCGGUCCGUACGGCCGCAGAGGUAGUGAUGGUGUUCCUGGUCGCAAGGGUGUCGAAGGUGAUCGCGGUUAUCCCGGCAGAGUCGGUCCAAAAGGUUUUGCUUCCCGCAGUGGAAUCAAGGGUGAAUAUGGCGAGCCUGGUCAACGAGGACCUCGUGGCUAUGAUGGCGUACCUGGUGAAAAGGGUGUUCAAGGCGCUCCCGGUGAUGAAGCAUACGGCCAGGAUGGUAUGAUGGGCCGCAAGGGUGAAACUGGUGCCCCCGGUGUAGAUGGCAUGAACGGUUUGGACGGUCUUAAGGGUAUGCGAGGCGAAUACGGCAUCAUGGGUUUGAUUGGUGCUAUUGGUGAUCGUGGUGAUAAGGGUCAGCCUGGCUAUCCUGGUAGACCCGGUCUGCCCGGUAUCGAUGGACCUGCGGGUCCCAUGGGUCCUCAGGGUUAUCAAGGUGAAGUUGGUGAGCGUGGUGAUGAUGGUUAUGCCGGUUACGUAGGACAGGUGGGUGACCGCGGUGAUGCUGGCGAACCCGGUGCUUUUGGUCUCCAAGGUGAACAGGGUGAAGAAGGUUUCCCCGGCCGUCCAGGUGUUUUGUUAGCUGGUUAUGCACCAAAGGGUGACAAGGGUCAACCUGGCAUCAGAGGCCAACAGGGUCCCAUGGGCGAGACGGGUAUUGAAGGUGCCCCUGGUUAUCCCGGUCGCAAGGGUGAACGUGGCGACUUUGGAUAUGUUGGAGCUCCCGGUGCUGAGGGCUACCCUGGUGUGGAUGGCGAGCGCGGUGACAAGGGCUACCCCGGUCCUCCUGGUAUAACUCCUGACUAUGCCGAACCCGGUGAUGAAGGUGAUGUUGGUUAUGAUGGUUUGCCCGGUCGUCCCGGCCGCGUCGGUCCUAAAGGUGCUCCCGGUGACAUGGGAGAAUACGGUCUCAAUGGUAUCCAGGGUGAAACGGGCAUGAGCAUUAUGGGCCCCAAGGGUCUCCAAGGUGACGUUGGCUAUCCUGGUCCCAAUGGACACAAUGGCAUGCACGGCAUGGUAGGCUUCAAGGGUGAGCGCGGUGAUGUUGGUCCUCAGGGUAUGCGCGGCGAACCGGGUUAUGUUAUUCCUGGAAUACGCGGUGAUCGUGGUGACAUUGGACCUCAAGGUGCUCCUGGACCACAAGGUUAUAAGGGUGAAAUGGGUAUGCAUGGCAGACCUGGUCGCACCGGUCCCAUGGGCCCCCGAGGUCCACGUGGUCCCAUUGGUGAUGCUGGUUUCGAUGGUCGCAAUGGCUUGGACGGUUUGCCCGGACGUCGUGGUGAACCCGGUGUAACAUUCCCCUUCCAUAUGGCACGCAAGGGCGAACGUGGUGAACCCGGCAUUGACGGCUUCAAGGGUGAAAUGGGCGAUAUGGGCGAAGAAGGUGAAAUGGGCUAUCAAGGUGCUGUCGGCCUCAAGGGUUACCAGGGUGAACGUGGUCUGACAGGUCAAGUUGGUCUGGAUGGUCCCAAGGGUGAGUUGGGUAUGCAAGGUCCACCCGGCCGUGCCGGCUAUGCUGGUUUGGCUGGUCCCAAGGGUCCCGUUGGUGAUCCCGCACCACCACCACCACGUGCCAAGAGUCGCGGUUUUGUCUUUGCUCGUCACUCACAAUCGGUCAUUGUUCCCGAGUGUCCGGCAAAUACUAACCUUCUGUGGGUUGGUUAUUCACUGGCCGGUAAUAUUGGUAAUUCUCGUGCGGUUAGUCAAGAUUUGGGACGUUCCGGAUCGUGUUUGCAGCGAUUCAGCACAAUGCCAUAUAUGACAUGUGACGGCAGUGUUUGUAAUUAUGGACAGACCAACGAUGACAGUAUGUGGUUGGCCACCGAUGAACCGAUGAAUUUCGCCAUGGUUCCCAUACAGGCUAAUGUUAUUCAGAAAUAUAUUUCACGUUGUGCUGUUUGUGAAACUACCACCAAGGUUAUUGCUUUACACAGUCAAAGCAUGAUUAUUCCCGACUGUCCCAAUGGCUGGGAAGAAAUGUGGACUGGCUACAGUUACUUUAUGACAACUACCGAUAACACUGGCGGUUUGGGUCAAAAUCUUGUCUCGCCCGGUUCCUGUUUGGAAGAAUUCCGUGCCCAACCAAUUAUUGAAUGUCACGGCCAAGGUAAAUGUAACUUGUACGAUCCGGUCACCUCAUUCUGGUUGGCUGUUAUCGAGGAACACGAACAAUGGCAGAUGCCCGUUCAACAGACCCUUAAGAAGGAUCAGACCAGUAAGAUUAGCAGAUGUUCUGUUUGUCGUCGCCGCAGUGACUCCUUCGUUUCUCGUCUCGAAACAUUCGAUUCGUCGGCCCGUGAAUUGAGACGCGGCAAUGAAUAUGUGGUGCCAGCUCCACCCCAGCCCACAUAUCAACGCCGACCCAAUCCCAACUAUCAGAGACGAACUGGUUCCUAUCCAGGUCGUAACUACCGUGGUCGUUAUCCCCGAGCCGAUACAACAGCUCCCUAGAUAUUAGAGUAAAAAA